AUGGAAUUUGACCCUGUGUUAACGUGGGACCGGCUUGCCGAAUCUUGGGAUGCAGCGAUGGGAACUGAAGGCAACGAUUACUUCACCGUUAUCGAACUCCCCGCCUUAGAGCGUAUGGUGCAGCCGAAACCUGGUGAUCGUGCUUUGGAUCUCGCGACUGGAAACGGCCUUGUAGCUCACUGGUUAGCUCAGAAAGGCGCCAGCGUCCUCGCGACGGAUGGAAGCCCAGCUAUGAUCGUACACGCCCAAGCCCGACAGGCAAUGAGGUUCAAGGGCAUUGAAGUAGAGUCUUUGGUAGCAUACGGAGUUCUUGAUGUGACAAAUCCGCUACACUUCGAAGAGCUUAUCUCGUCAGAUAGGGGGGGGCCCUUUGAUAUCAUUACCAUGAAUAUGGCAAUCAUGGACGUCUCUACCUUGGAGCAUCUUGCCAAUGCAUUGCCUAGGCUUCUGAAAAACGGUGGCGGCCGCUUUGUUGCAACAUUGCUGCAUCCUCUCUUCACCUGUGGAGUAACGAGAUCAGUUGAAUAUAGCGACAACCCCAAAUCGGGCCGAGAGGAAGCUGUUUAUACCUUGAAGAUGAGCAAGUAUCUGCACGUACCGCCCUCAAAGGGCGUUGCAACCCAGUCCCAGCCUCAUUCCCAGCUAUAUUUCCACCGUCCAAUCCACGAACUAUUCUCUCCCUUUUUCCGAGCAGGCUUGAUCCUCGAUGCUCUAGAAGAGCCUAACUUUGACGAGGCAUAUACCAAAGCAAACGACUUGAAGCUAGGAUCACUCCGUCAGUUCACACAGUUUCCAAAGCUGUUGGCUUUCAGAUUAAAACGUGCCUGA
Molecule: messenger RNA, 828 nt
Organism: Arthroderma uncinatum
Lineage: Eukaryota; Fungi; Ascomycota; Eurotiomycetes; Onygenales; Arthrodermataceae
Exons: 4
Coding region: 1-828 (275 amino acids)
Source: RefSeq, a predicted model, not a curated record